Molecule: messenger RNA, 1797 nt
Organism: Stylonychia lemnae
Lineage: Eukaryota; Ciliophora; Spirotrichea; Sporadotrichida; Oxytrichidae
Source: the annotation of a GenBank genome assembly
AUGGAUAUCACUUGCCCUAUAUGUUUUGAUCAGUACAAUGACAAGGACAAGAUCCCUAGGAUCCUGCAGUGCGGGCAUACCUUCUGCCAGAACUGCCUCAUGGACUUAAGAACCUCAAACAUACUGACUUGCCCUACUUGCCGCAAAUACUUCGCGCCUGAUGUCAAAUAACUUAUUAAAAACUUUACCAUUCUAGAUUAUAUGUACUAGCAUAAGGACUAGCUGGACCAGAACUUUACAGCAGAAGACAACCAAUCUGAGAAAUACUGUCUUAAGCAUCCUUAGAAAAAGACUAAGUACUUUUGCGACAAUGAUCAGAUUAAUGUGUGCUCGAAGUGCAUCGUUUCUGACCACUAGAGCCAUAGAAUUAGUGAGAAGAAUGAGUAGCAGGUGCUUCACAACUUCACCAAGAAGUCCCAGAUACUUAUUAAGAAAAUAGAUGCCUCUCAAAGCGAGACCAACAUGUUUGAAGAGGAACUCAAUGAAAUCUCAGACUAGCUCAAGACUACGAAGGAGAACACUCUGUAGGAGCUGGAUGAGAAACUAGAACUACUGAUCGAAAUGCUUAAGAACAGGAAGGAUACUCUGGCGAAGGCAGUGAAGCAUCACUACAAGAAGUAGGAGAUAUUCCUGAUGGAGGCAUAGAAAAAUAUUGAAAGGAGAAAAAACAACCUUGAUAAACUGAAUAAGAAGGUGCAGGGUCUGGUUAAGAAUAGUAAUUAAAGUGAAAGCAAACUAGAGAGACUUGAAGAAGAAUUCGUCACUAUUAACAGAUAGUAUGAUUCACCAUUCCACUAGUUUAAGCAUUGCACUGUUGGACUUAAUCCACAAAUUGUCAAUUAAAUGUUCGAGGGAAUUGGGAAUCUCAAAUACCCAAUUGUCUAGUUUUCCAAUAGAAACACCUACAAGUUCUUCAGCAAUAAGUUCAAGACUUGCUCUAAAAAUUUCUUCUUUGGGGAUUCUAAUAAUUAGGAUCUUAUUUUGCAGUAUGACUUUUACAAGGAUUCAUGGGGCAAAAAAGAGGUCCCAUCAAAUCUCAUACUGCAAUCCUACUCUGUAGCUAUUGGCUUGAAUGACGGUUGCAUUCUUAUCACUGGAGGACUUAAUUCCUCUUUCACUAAUGUGUCUGGAGCAGUAUUCUUAUUUAACACUGAAAAUGAAAGUUGUACUGAGAAGGCAUAGCUGAUAUAAUCAAGAUACACACACUCAUUAGCACAUCAAUCUAACUAUGUUUAUGGUUUGGGUGGUAGGUCAAUUAAUGGAGUUUUAGAUGCUUGUGAAAGAUACUCUAUUAAUCUUAACAGAUGGGAGAAAAUAGCAAAGCUUAACUAAAAGAGAUGCACUUCUCCAGCGAUUGUGUUUGAAGACUCCUACAUCUAUGUGUUUGGGGGAUACGAAGGAAGUGGAAGAAUAGAUUCGAUAGAACAAUACGAUGUGACUAAUGAUCAUUGGACGGUCUUGCCAGUGAAAUUUCCACUUUCUGUGGAAGCUGAAACUGCUACUUUGAUAUCACAGAAUGAAGUUGUGAUCUUAGGUGGACAUGACAACAGUGCUGGGACCAAGGAUGCAAUGAUCCUGAAUCUGGAAACAUUGCAAUUUAUAAAGCUAGCGCCAAUGCCCUAUGCUAGGUUCUUGCAUAGUGCAACUUAUUUCAAUAACCACAUUUAUGUGUUUGGUGGAGUAGAUAACUGUUCUUGCUAGAAAAUGAACUGCAACGACUUUUAGUGGACUCCCAUCACCAGUUACAAAGAUAUCAUUAACUACAAUUUGUAGACAUUCUCAUCAGCAAGUGUUUGA